AUGGCGCAUCUUAAUGAUCCCAUCUGGAAGACCCAUGCAAAUCGUUUACUUGGGGAUGUUAUACAGUUUGAUCCUAAACCAAAAUCUUACGAUAGCGACCCUGAAUUCGAGGAGGAUAGUACAUUUGAAGAUCGCUAUAUAGCUAUCCCGCACCCAAACGAGCACCUAGAUCCCCUUCCGACUCCUUUAACAGGACGAACAUCAGACCCUGUAUCAGCUGCAUUUAUUGAGCAUGUGGCCAUACUACCUAAGUAUCCACGAACGCAUGACGCCGGAUUCGCAUACGUAGUGAACCUCGAAAAUAUCAAGCCCCAUCAAGUGAAAGACUCGCUUAAAUCGGUCCAGUACUCGUUCCACGGUAAAGGUGCAGCAAAAAACGUUUACAACGCGUAUCUUGGCUGUACAACAGAGAAAAAACGCUACACCUGCUCUAGUGUUAAGUGCUGCGAGUUCCUUGACCCCGAGCUCACUAGGAUGGGUCACCUUCACGCGGACGAGGCCCUUUUCACUACAAUUGCUUAG
This is a messenger RNA of Penicillium cinerascens, 522 nucleotides long. RefSeq lists its product as uncharacterized. The coding region runs from base 1 to 522 and encodes 173 amino acids. The transcript is spliced from 3 exons. The record is from RefSeq and is a predicted model, not a curated record. Lineage: Eukaryota; Fungi; Ascomycota; Eurotiomycetes; Eurotiales; Aspergillaceae.